Acanthosepion pharaonis is the source of this 600-nucleotide messenger RNA. NCBI's taxonomy places the organism in Eukaryota, Metazoa, Mollusca, Cephalopoda, Sepiida, Sepiidae. The record is from the annotation of a GenBank genome assembly.
AUGCACAGGCCACCAUACCAGGAUCGAAUAUAUUCCCGUGGUGAAGGUCAGCUAAGUUGGCUUGCUCGACGAAGACGGAUUCGGACGGUUCAUAUCUAUCUAUCUAUCUAUCUAUCUAUCUAUCUAUCUAUCUAUCUCUCUCUCUCUAUAUAUAUAUAUAUAUAUAUAUAUAUCGCUUUGUUCAUAUCUAUCUAUGUCUGUCUGACUGUCUGUUUAUAUACAUAUUCAUCUUUCUCUUUCUAUCUAUCUGUUCAUUCCUAUCUAUCUAUCUAUCUAUCUAUCUAUCUAUCUAUCUAUAUAUAUAUAUAUAUUUCAUAUCUAUCUAUCUAUCUAUCUAUCUAUCUAUCUAUCUAUCUAUCUAUCUAUUCAAAGCUUUUCAUAUCUAACUCGGUAUGUUCGCAUCUAUCUAUCUAUCUAUCUAUCUCAUGUUUGUUAAUUAUCUAUCUAUCUAUCUAUCUAUCUAUCUAUCUAUCCCAAUUUCUCUUCAUAUCUAUUUUGACCUGUCCAAAUAUCUAUCAUCUAUCUAUCUAUUUUGAAAUGUCGAAAUCUAUCUAUCUAUCUAUCUAUCUAUCUAUCUAUCUAUCUAUCUAUCUAUUUUGA